Cantharellus anzutake is the source of this 750-nucleotide messenger RNA. RefSeq lists its product as uncharacterized. Lineage: Eukaryota; Fungi; Basidiomycota; Agaricomycetes; Cantharellales; Hydnaceae. The coding region runs from base 1 to 750 and encodes 249 amino acids. The transcript has a single exon. The record is from RefSeq and is a predicted model, not a curated record.
AUGGAUGGCAAAGUCACUGCCGAGGACAUGACGAGCUUGGCCAGCAUCCCCCCACCAGCACAACCCACGUCGUCAUCAUCAUCACUGCAAACAACCCCUGAACAAUCCUCAAGGAAGAGAAGAUGGUCAUCGUCCACUUGUCCAACCUCGAAGAAACUCAGAAGGGCCUCUGACCAAAUUGAUGACAGGGCAGUCAUGCUGAGACCCGAUCGCUGGCAUCAAGUGGCAAGUCGAGUGUGGGUGGGAACCCCUCCUUUGACCAUAGGCCCACUGCACCGUGAUCACCAGACUCAAGGUACUGCUCCAGUGGGAACACAGCAGGAUGACUGCGACGAGGGUGCCACAGAGGAUCCAUCCUUGGAUGAGCCAGAUGCUGCUGGAUCCAUGCUGGAGGAGUUACCUGAUGCUGCUCUUCCUCCCUUGGAUGCAUGCCAGGAGGAUACAUGUAUGUUAGACAAUCUGUACUCUCAAUGCCUGCUGAAAGAGCUGCUCUCUGAUGGGUGGGAGUGGGAUGCUGAUUCGAUGCCAGAAGACCUGUGGAUGGGACAGGAUGGACCAAGUGGGGGUGUGAUGGUAGUAGAAUCACAGGGUGUUGGAUAUGAACAGCAAACAUCGCAACGCUCUCAAGUGCCUGGUACUAGCAGCAACCACACUUCUCAGUCAGACCAUCUGCUGGGGACCCCUGAUCACACGAUGCUGAAUCAUUACAUAGGAUAUCAAUAUUGGAGCCAGGAAUGGCAGAAUGAAUAG